Sorghum bicolor (sorghum) is the source of this 1489-nucleotide messenger RNA. RefSeq lists its product as uncharacterized. NCBI's taxonomy places the organism in Eukaryota, Viridiplantae, Streptophyta, Magnoliopsida, Poales, Poaceae. The record is from RefSeq and is a predicted model, not a curated record. Bases 179 to 1132 code for a protein of 317 amino acids. The transcript is spliced from 9 exons.
CCUCCCUGAAGUAAGCAAGGUAGUUGGCCCCCCGUGGCCCCGUCACCUCCAGAAGUAGCCAUACGGAUUCAGAUCGCGGCCGCGGCGACCCCCCGAGCAGAGGAACCCGAUCGAGCGCGGCAGCGCAAAUCCCCAAUCUCAGAUCCUGCUGCGCCAAAGCCGGGUUCGAUUCGAGCAGAUGGCGGCGGCAUGGGCGGUGCUGGCGGUGUUGCUCGUCGCGGCACAGGUGGCGUCGGCGGCCCCGGUCACGGCGCCAGCGUUCCUCUGGGCGCCCAAGAACUACGGAUUCCGCUCUGAUGAUGCUAAGGAGGUAGUCCAUUAUCAGACAAUCUCACCAAAGAGCUUAGCUAAAUCUGUUCUCGAGGAAGGUGGUUGGUCAAACUUUAUGUGUUCAAGGGAGGAUACUCAGAAGAGUAUUGAUGUUGCUGUUGUUUUUAUUGGCUCAAAGCUACAAUCGUCAGACAUAUCUAAAGAUAAGCAAGAUGAUCUGACUUUAGCAGACACAUUGAAGCUCUCCUUCACAGAUUCAGAGUUUUCCAUGGCAUUCCCCUAUGUUUCCACAUCAGAUGAUGAGAAAUUGGAGAACUCAUUGCUAUCUAGCUUUGCUGAGAAUUGUAACAGUGGUUUUGGAAGAAACCGUAUCACCUACACAGACACGUGUACUGUAAGUGGUCAAGAUGUGAAGAAAUAUACAAACAUGGAUGCUAUUGAUGACUUGGUACGGUAUGGCGUAGGGUCAAGGAGAAUUAACCCAAGUGAACAGACUGAUAUAAUUGUUUUCUGUAGCGGUGGGUUCGAGAAUUUUUUCACUCCGAAAUCAGAAGGAGAGUUGCUUUCCCAGCUUGUUCUCUUGCUGGAGCAGUCUGGGGCUAAAUACACGAUUCUUUAUGCUUCCCAACCAUCUGGUUUACUGGAGAACCCUUCCAGCUUGCCACUAGGUAGGUAUCUUGCAGAGAAGACUAAGGGUACAAAAACUGGCGAGGGCAAAUGUGAUGGAGAGUGCCUAGUCAAAUCAACUCUUCUUGAGGGAACUUUUGUUGGAAUAGUGCUUCUUAUCAUCCUGAUAUCAGGACUCAUGUGUAUGAUGGGAAUCGAUACUCCCUCGAGGUUUGAAGCUCCCCAGGAAUCUUGAUCUCCCUUUGAAGCAGAAUCUGGGGAUUUGACGAGGCACAGAGUGGAGGGACUGAUGUUUGUCGGUCUACACUGUGGAUAUUGUUUAGUUUCCCCUUUGAAAGUGCCUUGUGUAUUUUACUGAGCCAACUGUUAUUUACAAUGCGCUCAAAUUUUUUGUGUAAUAUUACGUUUCAUGUCUAUGGACAUCUAGCUGAGCCAUUGCAAACAAGCAUAUGUGACUGUCAGGCUUGUGCUGUACUAGACAUAGCAUUGCCUGCAGUGUUUUCUGUGAAUAACCUGAAAUUCAGGUAACCAAUAAGAUGGGUACUAUGCAUCAAAUAAAAUGAAAUCUUUGCCAUUUGUUUGAUCAGAAUCA